AUGGGUACCGGGGUUCGGUUGUGGGCCCUGGGUGCCCUGCUUUUGGCCGCAACCCACGCCGAGGUGCCCACGAAAGAUGAGGGCCCGUUCAAAGUGUACCGCGUCGUCCCUACAACCCGAUGGCAACUCGAGGAGAUGAUUCGCAUCUUUGAAAACGCCGAAUCUGAGGAAGCGGACUUUUGGCACCCUCCCUCUGUUAUCAAUUCGACAGUCGAUGUGAUGGUGGCGCCGAGUCACACACGUCUUUUCGAAGCAUUUCUUCAAAACGGGUCCUACCCCUUCGAGAUUGCCAUUCAUGACUUGAAACAAAAGCUAAUCGAGGUGGAGGGCGACGAAAAGGUUUCGCGCUGGUCGCGGUCGCGGCGUGUUUUUGUGGAAAAAAUCAUGCGCGAUGGCCCGGGGACGGGCAUUCAGAUGGGAGAAUAUUACAGCUACGGAACAAUCGUUGAUUGGAUGCGGCGGAUUGCUGAUAGGAUGCCGAGAAUAGCGACAAUCGUCGAUAUUGGGCGAUCAUCGGAGGGGAAAGAUAUUUUUGGACUCCGGUUCGGUCGUGAUGACGGUCAAAAGCCCGUCGUUGUCAUCGAUGCCGGAAUCCACGCCCGUGAGUGGACAGCCGUCCACACCGCCAUGUAUUUCAUCAAUCUGAUGGCCAACGGCCAAGGGUCCGACCCGUUCGUUCGCGGUUACCUCGACGGGCUCGUCAUCUACAUCUUUCCGGUGCUGAACCCGGACGGCUACGAGUUUACGCGAAAUGACAGAACCAACCCUAGGUCCCGGAUGUGGCGAAAGUCGAGGUCUGCACAAAAGUGUGCUUGGGAUGGGCAGUCGACAAAGUGUUGUCACGGCGUGGAUUUGAACCGGAAUUUCGAUUUCCGGUUUGGAGAAGUCGGCGCUUCGCGGUACCCGUGCUCGGAGAUUUAUCAUGGUGAAUUUGCGCACAGCGAGCCGGAAACAAAGGCAUUCGCCAAUUUCCUCAAGGGUCUCGGCCAGCGCCUGAAGGGCUACAUUACGCUCCACGCCUACUCCCAGCUCUGGAUCUACUCAUACUCCCACCGGAAGUUUACGUACCCAGGAAAUAUCGAGGAUGUGCGCGCCUUAGCGACGAAGGCGGUGGCAGCGCUGGGCCGUGAAUUCGGCACAAAGUAUCAAAUCGGAACUGGACCAGAAAUUAUCUACGCAUUCUCUGGCGGCUCGACAGAUUGGGCGACGGAGAAGCUGCGGGUUAAAUAUUCCUACACGCUCGAGUUGCGUCCAACUUAUCAAGAAUGGAAUGGCUUCGUCCUCGACAAACGUCAACUCAUCCCAACCGCCAAGGAGACAUGGGCCGGUGUGAAGGUGGUGCUCGAUCAGAUCGCCCUCGAAUACCGUAGUGCUAUAGAUGAAGCGGAAGCGGCUGAGCGUCGCCGCAUCCAACUCCGCGGCCAAUGCGCCGAUCGUUCCCCCUCGUGCCUCCAUUGGCGGGCUCAGGCCCCAGAUAUUUGCCGCACUUCCGCUUCCGCCAUGCUGCGCGACUGUCCGAAUAUGUGUGAUGUUUGUCAUUUGGUGCUCCCU
Mesorhabditis spiculigera is the source of this 1551-nucleotide messenger RNA. The record is from the annotation of a GenBank genome assembly. NCBI's taxonomy places the organism in Eukaryota, Metazoa, Nematoda, Chromadorea, Rhabditida, Rhabditidae.